Panthera uncia (snow leopard) is the source of this 2308-nucleotide messenger RNA. RefSeq names its product caspase 7 (gene CASP7). The record is from RefSeq and is a predicted model, not a curated record. The transcript has 7 exons. NCBI's taxonomy places the organism in Eukaryota, Metazoa, Chordata, Mammalia, Carnivora, Felidae. Gene Ontology annotation, cellular component: cytoplasm. Gene Ontology annotation, biological process: proteolysis; apoptotic process. Bases 1313 to 2218 code for a protein of 301 amino acids.
UUGGGUAGGCUGUGGAAAUCCAAGCCUUGGCCUGACUGAAAUGAUGUGGCCAGGAUUAGGCACCUCACUUGGUCAGCACCCUUAUUCUGGGUGAACUUGAGUUCACCCAGAAAUCAAGCCUAGCCUCAUAGGAGUAAGACAGUCGUUGAAUGUUUGCUGUCCCUCUGCGCAGCGUUCAGCGUCAACCCAGCAAGAUGCUGUAGGUUUCAGGCUGAAGACCCUUCUGGCCUAAUGUUUGGAGGGAAAACUCUGGGAGGCCUCCCACGGCUGAUCCGUAGACAUAAGCCUGAAUUUUAUGUCUCUGUAGUCAAGUCCAAAGUCCCCUCCACGUGGCUGGGAAGGACAAGCAGUUUAAGCCGCACCCCUGCUUUGACGGAAUAGGUCAAGGGUUUACUGAGUGUGCAGUUCCCCUCUGCCUGCAGCACCCCCCCGCCUUGUACCCUCUGGGCUUCCCCUUCUCAGACCUCAGGUCAGAUAUCUCCUCCCCUGAGAACCUUCCCGAAUUCCUCUGAAGCCCAGUCGGGUCCCCUGGGAUGGCCACAGAUUGUUGGUCCGCAUGGCACUCACGACAAUCGCAGCUUGACAUUUGUGCCCUCCUUUUAUCAAAGUUUGUCCCCCAUCAAGGCAGCACCAGGUCAGUUUGCUCCCAGCAGUGUCCCCAGCUCCUAGCACACGGCCUGGUGCGUUAGGCUCCCAGUAAGUAUUCGAGGAGGAGCUGCCCCAACUCUUCCCAGCACCCCCAACACCAUCAGAGCAAAAGUCUGGCUUUCUUAGGAGCUGUUUUGCUUAGGUUUGUCCUUUUUUAAAAAAAAAAUUGGUCAUGUUGUUUUAUCAUCAUACAUCCUAGAUUCAGCCUUGAAGACUAGCAUUAGCAAAAGGCUCAAGGCUUAAUUACCACAUGUUGAAGGUAGUGUCUUCUUCUGACGGCUCUUGUAUAACUUUAACUUGCUAACUUUACAAAGUAUUUCUGUGCUUUGCUGACAACAAUCCACACUGAAAAGUAACUAAGUGUAUGUAAAGGAGAUGAGAUAAAAUUAUGGAGCGUUUCUGCGUGUCUGGAUUCAUGCUUAUCUCCUUUGGGAAUGGAGUCAUCUCUGUUUUCAAGAAACAUUUUGCACCCUAAUCUGAACGCUCUAACCGCCCCCCCCCCCUCCCCGCUGAACACACAAUGCACAUUGCUGGCGAUGGUGGAGGGUUGAUGAGGUGUUGGGAAACAAGAUGGCCACCUGACUUCCCACAGUCAUGGUAGAGAGCUCGUGUGGGACCCUCCCUCCCUCUCCGUUCUCUCCUUACUGCCCAGCUCACCCCUCAGAUGGCAGACGAUCAGGGCUGUGGCGUGGAGCAAGCAGCUGGGGACUCAGCAAGCAGAGAUGCAGUUGAUGCUAAGCCAGACCGGUCUUCCUUUGUGCCAUCACUCUUCAGUAAGAAGAAGAAAAAUGGCUCGGGAAGAUCAGUCACGACCACCCAGGACCAAGUGCCUGCAUAUCAGUAUAACAUGAAUUUUGAGAAGGUGGGCAAAUGCAUCAUAAUAAACAACAAGAACUUUGACAAAAAGACAGGCAUGGGCGUCCGAAACGGAACAGACAAAGAUGCCGAGGCUCUUUUCAAGUGCUUCAGAAACCUGGGUUUUGACGUGGUCGUCUACAAUGACUGCUCUUGUGCCAAAAUGCAAGAUCUGCUGAAACAAGCCUCUGAAGAGGACCACAGAAAUUCGGCUUGUUUUGCCUGCAUCUUACUAAGCCACGGAGAAGAAAAUUUAAUUUAUGGAACAGACGGCGUGACAGCGAUAAAGGACUUGACAGCCCAUUUUAGGGGGGACAGAUGCAAAACUCUUCUAGAGAAACCCAAACUCUUCUUCAUUCAGGCUUGCCGGGGGACCGAGCUCGAUGACGGGGUCCAGGCUGACUCGGGGCCUAUCAAUGACACAGAUGCCAAUCCCCGAUACAAGAUCCCCGUUGAAGCCGACUUUCUCUUCGCCUAUUCUACGGUCCCAGGCUAUUACUCAUGGAGGAACCCGGGCAGCGGGUCCUGGUUUGUGCAGGCCCUGUGCUCCAUCCUGAACGAGCAUGGCAAGAGCCUGGAGAUCCUACAUAUCCUCACCAGGGUGAACAACAGGGUGGCCAGGAACUUUGAGUCCCAGUCUGAUGACCCCUGCUUCCACGAGAAGAAGCAGAUCCCAUGUGUGGUCUCUAUGCUCACCAAGGAACUCUACUUCUGAAAAUAACCAUCCCAGGGAUGCAUUCUAGCCGAAAAGCUACGGAUCAUUCGUUCAUGAGUCUUUUUUUUUUUUUUUUUUUUUUUUUUUUUU